UUCACUUUGAAAGCAAAACACGGAGGUAUGUGCCGCUCUUGUGUGAAAGAAGAAUAUCCUGAUAGGGAGUCAGUAUGCCUAGAAAGUGGAUCAUAUAUGAUGAAUUAUGCAGGCUGUAGCCAGUGUGGGGAAAGCUCUGCUAUUGUUAUGGUGAACAAGCAAACGACAGAAGAUGAGGAUGGUCAGGAAGUAAUCACAUAUCAACAUAUCUGCCAGUCCUGUUCUCAUGUGAUAGCCAACCACGAGCAUGUGUUUCAUGUGGAAGAUGACUACCAGGUCUAUGGGAUGUACUGCCUAUUAUGUGGACAGGCCGAUGACCAAAGAAGUAUACUGCCAUGUGACCCCAAUGGGCCGAGAAAAGAUUCAUCAGACUUUGACUGAUCUUAACAGACAGUGUUAACAUGGCAGCCUCCCUGAAUUGUCAAAUUCAUAAUAUCUGUGGACCAAAAUAAGAUUUUAGUGUGAAAAAUGUGGUUUAUUGAUAGUUUUUGGCCAAAUGCUCAAAAUAACACAGAACAGAUCUUGGAAUUUAAUGAUAGCCACAGGGUUCUGUAAUCCACUUCAGGAAUAUCAUGGCAUGUGAACAUGUUGACUUCUAACAAGACAUUGAUAUUUACCGUAAUAUUUUACUAGAAAAUAAUAAUGAAAAUAAAAUAA
Messenger RNA from Mya arenaria, 657 nucleotides. Its product is annotated as protein Churchill-like. Lineage: Eukaryota; Metazoa; Mollusca; Bivalvia; Myida; Myidae. Gene Ontology annotation, biological process: positive regulation of DNA-templated transcription; multicellular organism development; fibroblast growth factor receptor signaling pathway. Gene Ontology annotation, molecular function: zinc ion binding. The transcript is spliced from 4 exons. The record is from RefSeq and is a predicted model, not a curated record. The coding region runs from base 28 to 381 and encodes 117 amino acids.